This is a messenger RNA of Nothobranchius furzeri (turquoise killifish), 1833 nucleotides long. Lineage: Eukaryota; Metazoa; Chordata; Actinopteri; Cyprinodontiformes; Nothobranchiidae. The record is from RefSeq and is a predicted model, not a curated record.
UCUUGCACCAAGCAUUAACUCACGCUGUUCGAGGGCAUGCGCGGCUAUUUUUAUCACUAAACAAUGAAAUUGCUUAGAGAAAUACGGCAGGUAAUAGAAUUAUCACAAUUAUUACUAAUUACUUGUAGUUUAUACGUGUAAACAUUAUUUGUUGUCCUAUUUUAACGCUGUUCUAAAAUAAACUUGAAAUAAUAGCGGGUGUUUAAACUAAUGCUAACAUGUAGCAUUAGCGUGCUAAUGAAACUAAAUUAAGCUAGGUUUUUGUUUUUAUUACUCACGUCUUCAGGCGCUUCAGCUGAUGAUGCAAACGAGCAGACAAAGAAAACAACAGGGUUUGAAGACGACUGGAGGCCUUCUGGUUCUUUUGUGGACUGAAAAUGGGUUUUCUGCUCAAAAGUUAAACUGCACUGUUGCAGCUGCUGGUCUCUGGUGCGCAGGAGCUGACUCUCAGGCUCUCUACGCUGAUUUAAGGACAACGUUAUUUACUUGCAUUCGGGCAUGUGCAGAUCCAGACCCUGAGGAGCUGAGCGCUUUUACAGAUCUGUAUGGGUCACUCGGCUUACUGCUGACUUUUCAGGUAGCAAAUACAGAAGAUUGCACACCAAAGUUGCAAGCUCACGUUGAGGAAUUUCUGCAGACCUUUGGUUUGAGUAACGCAGAAAUAAAAAUACACCUCAAAUUCAAAUGGGGUCAACAGACUUUAGAGCGUGACCUCAGAGUCAAGAGGAAGAGUAGAGUUGCCAUGGGAGACCAGCCACCUCUGACCUUUGACGUGACUUGUUCUGCACAGCCUCCAUGGGCUGUGAAAGAGCGCUGGUGUCACGGUGGACAUCCUGUCAGAGGAGGUAGGUUGGCUCUCAGCAUUCCACCACCAGCUAUGGAUCAAGGCAUGUUCGGGGACCUCAGAGUCCAGUUUGUUACACUCCUGAGGCCCUGCGUGCUGCAGUACCCCAACCUGCCUACAGAGCUGACCCACAUACAAAUAUCCUUCUUCACGAUGUCAUCCUAACUCUGUUAUGCUCUCUCUGUGGGAAUGAGUGGUGGAAAAGGUCAGAAGAGGCUGUUUCAGCCUUUCUUUUUCUUUCUAUAUUUGUCGUUCAGCUGCUUUAAUGACGCGGGGACUUCCCAUAUGCUGGUCUGUGUCUUAGGACACCAGGGACAAGAGUGGACACCUCACAGCCUAAGGCCGUGUCUCUUUGCUCGAAAUAGGGUGAAGAGCUCCCUUCGGAUUCAGUCAUGUGGUUGUUGAUUCACACGUAAACCAAAAUAACUUUCAAAGAAAGACGACAAAUGUUUGUUUUUACAUUAAAAUAAGGGUUUGCUUUAAUUCUAUUAUAUUGCUACUAAUUUACAUUUAUAUCUACGGAGAUCAACUGAAGUAGGAGUUGUUACAUUUAUAGGAUUACCAAGCUUAUAAAAAAGCAUAAAGAUGUUUGUUUUUUCUAGUUUGUACCAAUGUGUGAGGUCUUGAUAAAUAUGUCUGCGUCUUGUUUUGGCCAGAGUACCGCACACGUUCUAUGCAGCACCUCGGUUUUAGGGGUGGAUGAUUAGCUCCACCCUUCCUGCUCUUUUGUGGGUGUGCCUUAAUCAAGAAAAGGCCUACAGUUUUGAGCCAAACAUAAAUUUAGUCAAACGUUACACUUCAUAACCCUAAAACCAGAUUAUUACAGCCAGACAGCAUCUCGGCUCCAAAAUAACACAAUUUAAUUCCUUCCUGGUUAAAAAAAACUUUUUGUUUGAAAUGGUUUAUGAACGUGUUAUGACUCACCUAGAUCAGUUUAGUUAGAAAAAUACAGAAAAUUAUGGGCAUCUCCAGCCAAUCAUAAUCAUUCA